AUGGGAGCGGGGCUGUCGCAGCAACCAACACCCUCGUCGAAGCUCGCCUCGGCGCAUCCGUCUUCUAGCGCUCCUGCGGAUGCGUGGAAGUCGAGCAUGAGGGAUGAGGUGCUGUGCGGGAAGCCACUGCGGCAGAGCUCGCCGGAAACCUCCGCAGCCGUGCCGCGGGAAAACCUGUACAGCAUCGUGGAGGAAGAAGAUAUUGAUAUAGACUACGCAGAUGAAGAGAGUGUGCAGGCCUGUAAGGGCAGCGGUAGCGGCAGCGGCACAACACACCCGCAGCACCGCUAUCCCGUCAUGAUGCCGGGAGCCGGCUUAGCGAGGGUCGCUGUGCCGCCGAUACCCGUGAUGAGCGCCAUCGCCGCACCAGCCAGCCCAGUGAGCGCCUGCAGCUCCACCGCCACCGAUACGCCACGGUCUAUCUUGAGACAAUCAGGCACCGGAGGCGGCCGGACGCCGCGGUCGAACAGCCGCCGAAUUAGCUUCGUGGGAGUCUCGUCUCCCCGCCCGGAUGAGCACCGCUGCUGUCGCGAUGGCGAUGAAGAAAGCGGAGACGACAGUGACGACUACGAGUCAGCGGAGCCGUCGCUGCGCUACGACAUCGUGACGCUGGCGAUGUCUGCCACCUCAACCCCGCCGCGGCACUCUCGGAAGGUACACAGCCACGAUCCUUCUCUGCACAAUGGUCACUACCACAGCCACGAACAUGGCGAGGAUGACAGCAACGGGGCGUUGAGCCCGGUGCCGGCGUCACAGCACCAACAAAAGCGGACCUCCCCGUCACUUUCACCGGAGCGUCCGCGCCUGUCCAGCCGCUCUCCAACCCACUCACCGCCGCGCGACAGUGGAAGCGGAUACACAAUUUCGGCCGGGGCGCCAUUAUCGGCUGCCGUGACAGCCCCCUCCGCGCCUCCUCCGCCUGAGGAAGAGACGGACGUGAUUACGCUUGACGCGGCGCCGCAGCACCGCGCUCUUGACGAGCAGGAUCUCUUGAAGAGCCCCAAACGAGGCGGCAAUCAGCGUCGUGCGAAAAGCCCUUCGAUGGGAACCAACGGACGCGAUGAGGACGUGUUGACCCAGCCGCACAAUCGCAGCGAACCAAGCGGUAGCAGCCACGGCGCCGUUGUCGUGCGUCGCCUGCCUCCGCGGCAGCGCUGGCCAUCAGAGGCGUACCAAGAUGAACCCCAAACAGAGGUGAGCAAGACGCAGCGAGCGCGUCGAUCCCGGCGUGAGAGACUCGACCCAGAGGCCGACAUGGGCAGCAGCAGUAGCCGCUGCAGCAGCGACAUGGGCUCGAGCUGCACUGGCAGCGACGACUCCUUGUCAGCACGCUACGCCUCACCCCUUAAGCUGCAUCAAGAGGGGUAUCGAGGGUCGAGCUACCAGUCGACCUCAUCAUCGCCACCCGCGCUCGCCUGCGCAGCGGCAGUGGGAAGUGCAGGGGCACCGCCGAUCGGUCACCCCUCGCCGCAUCGACGUAGUACAAGCGCGAGAAAGGAUCGUGAUGGCACUAGCAGCGAAAGAAGUCGAGAAAAGUCGUUGACGCCGCGGUCACCUCCGUCGCUGACACAGCGAGACGACACAGACGAGCCGAUCCGCGGCAGCAGCGACCACGAUCACCAUCAUAGACACUCUUCCAGAGGAGCGGAGACAAGGUCUGGCCUGCCAGCAGAGGCUGGAGCAGCCCUACCGACAUCGCACAACCGCGGUCGCGGCACGCGAGUGGGUGUGGAAACGCGAGGUCCGUACACCCACGCAGUUGCCGCUGCCUUCCAUCUGUGCAGAGAAGCGAGUUACUCUCCUUCGACCAUCACAGACCGCAGCUCCGGCCAGAGCGUGGCAGGCGACCUGUCUGGCUCCGUGUCCGAGGCGGCCGCGCAGGAGGCGAGACGGGCACCGAGGAACUACCAGCAGCAGCAUGAGGUGGUACCGUCAGCUCUAUCAGCUACGACGGCGGCGGCGCCACUGAGGCUAUCCAAGGAUAGGAAGGUCAAAAAAGCAGUGGUUGCCGAAGAGCCGCAGGUGUACGUGGAUCCGCUCUUGCUCGAGCGUCGACAUCGCCACGAGCUCACGCGGCAAGAGUCGCCGUCGCAUGUAGAGCGGCACUCGGGGCUCCACGCGCGCCGCAGGCGCCCGGGGUCUAGAACUGCGGCGCAGCAGCAGCCAACCACCUUCCAGUCAGUGAGCUUGCGGGACAUAAUGAUGCGCCACGACUCGCCGGAGACCAAAUCACGACGCGGCACGCCAUCCAGUCAGUCCACUGCUCCGGCGAUAUUACGGCUUCCUUCUGACGUGCGGCAGCUUCAGCUCCAACACAACGGGGAUGGCGACGAUGAUGAUGCAGCUCACACCCUUACACCCGGCGCGGUAGCCUUGGAAGCAUCUGUUGCGUCCUCUUCGCUCCUCUCUAGUGGUGGCGUGCCGGCCGAUGAGCUUUUCUGGGACGAGCCGACGCCAACUUCGCGCGCCAGCAGCCGUUCACCGCCCCCUGUUUCCCCAAGAUCCUCCUCAACGCUGGCACCCAACACUCCCGACAGACACAAAGUGCUUCGCAAGAAGCUUGUUGUCGUCGUGCGCCGAAAGAAGAAUGGCUCAGCACAGUCAGAGAACGAUCCUGUGGUACAGAUGUCGCUGCUGCCCUUCAAGGAGGAAACUGCAGCUCUACUGAAAGCGAACGCCUCGCUGCAAGGGUCACCGCAGCAGCGACGCGCGCACAGCUCCGGCACCUCUGCCGCGGCAACCGUUCCGACUCUGGAGAAGCUGAUCAACAAAGUGGAGCGAGGCGAGAGUGCCUCCGUGUUCUCCCGCUGCCUCAGCCGCGCAUCUGAACAUCAAGGCCAGAGGCCGCGUGAACUUUCGGAGAGGCGCGACGGAGGCGACGACCACGCCGGUGAAAACGAGAUCAGCGAGGAAAACCGUAGGCGGUUCCGGCAUGCGCUGUCAGUGUUGUCAUCUCGAAGUGUGAGCCCGCGCGCGUCUGUCUCACCAUCGACUACGUCGAAGGCGGGGCGGUCUCAACGAAGUCGCACACGCUCACCAGACUCACAAAUCAAUGCCUCAUACGCUUGCGCGCGACCACUUCGCUGCAGCGGCAGCGCUAGCGAGGAGUCCGUAUCGCACACUGGCGAUGCCGCGCUGAGAAGGAGCAGUGGCCGCAGGCAUAUAUCUCACGUGGCGGCGGUGAGCGAGACGGCAGCGGCGAGCAUAGGUGCGACAUCGCCGCCCCAGCGUCGAUCUGCCCGUGGUGGCUCACGUCACUCCGACGAGAAGUCGGCGCGUAGGUCCGAGGGUGGGCAUCGCCACAAGUCGCGGCGGAGACAUAGUCACGAGAGCAUAGCACACAGCACCGCUGGGCACCAGCGGCGUUCUCUUUCAGGCGCAUCCAUGCCUGGCGCACCGUAUUGUGCGGCGCAGAACGACGAGUUCUACGGCGCCGCGGACAUGGCAAAGGAUGUGGCGACGCUCUUUCCAUCACCUUUUCAGGAGCGCAUCGGCAUCACACCGAUGUCAAUGCCGCUUCUACCGCGGCUGGUGCUGCGAGCGGAGCUUGGUGCGCUGCCGCAAGGGCAAUAUGCCCAUCACCCGCACAGUAACAUCGACGCAGCUCAGCGCACCAACGGUUCGUGGUCCGCCUCCGAUGACGAGGAUGAGCAUGCCAUGGGCCGAAUCACCGAUAGCGAAAGCGGUGGGCGUCGUUCACGUCCCCUGAUGCUGCAGUUCAGCAGUGGCACGCAAACGGAUCGGGCGACAGGAGUCAACCAUGCUUUUGGUAGCGCUCGCAGUGGGAUGCCUCUCUUAGCGGCGACGCCAGUGCAGAGGGCUGCCGCCAUUGGGCCGAUCGGAGGCACGCUUUCCUCAGCUCACCCCGGCAAACCCGUUGGCACGUCAGUGCCAACAAUCGGCGCUGGUCUGGCGGCAUCCUUACUCGCACCAACGCACAAUGCAGCUGGCGAUGCCGUGUUCAACGAAGAGAUGGCGUUAGCUGUCGAAAAGCGUGCAGCGAACUCGCCGCUCGUCGCGGAGGCUUCCGCUACAGAGUCGCCAGCAUCGUUUGUAAAGCGGGCGGCGUCACCGGCAGCGGCAGCGAAGCCCUUCACCGACUCCAACUCGCGUAUUCUCAGCGGCAGUGGCAGCGGCGCUGCUAAAGGAAGAGGUGAGGCCGCGGUCUUUGGCGGCAAUGUCGGGGCAUCGAGGGCGGCGUACGCCCCUCUAUUUUCGGCGACCUCAGCGCACGUGGCCGCGUCCAGCUCUAGGCCGGCCGCCCAGGACCUUAGCACCGCAGCACGUGCAAUGAUGGAUGCCACCACCAGUGUGCCGCUCUUUUUUCCGCCGCUGACUGUCGACAACGUGUCACAGUUAUCUCACGACUGGCAGUCCACGCUGCGUGAGCGCUCGAGCAAGGCGAAGCGGAGUGUGAUGGAGAGCUUUCUGAUUGCGUCGGCCGAGGCUGGUGCGGCGACAACGGCAGCUGCUGUCGCUGCUGCUGCACCGUCACCACCGCUGUACCUCGCGGACCCCGCCGCCACUGACGUAAACCCUUCGGACAUGUGCGCUGGUGGUUGCGGAGGCCUUACCGUCCCUGCUGUUGGUGCUGAGGCUCCCUCUGAGUGGCAGCAACGAGCCAGACCAGCACAGGCACACCAGGGUCUUGCGGUAGAGGAAUUUUAUGGGCGUUCUGUCACCUCAGCUGCCAUUGCCAAUGCGCCGCGCUCCGCGCAUUCCCUCCCGCCACGAUCUGGACCCCAGUCUUUCUCGGAAAUCAAGUGCGACGUGUGGCAACGCAGUGGCAGCCCACAAUUGGCGGCGCAGCGGGAGCCUGAGCAGCAGCAGGCAACGAGGUCUCCACCGUUUUCAGCACCCUCGGAAAACAAGUCCGUGCAGGGCAAAUCUGCAAUGCCGGUAGGCAGUGUUUCGAAAAGCUGUGCAGCCUCCAAGAGCAGAGACGGCGUAGAGGAACGUUCUACGUCAGCACGCAAGCACAGUCGCCGUCGACGUCGCCGCGCUUCGCCGGAACGUCGCGCCAACAGCAAUGGCGACCAGCUCACAGACGCCCUUAAUGCGGAGACCCUGUCGACAGUGGCAGCCGACUCGCCAUGCAAGAGCAGCAGCAGCGCUGAAAAGAUCAACAUGGUUGGCGACGUCACUGCGCUGGCGGGGGUUUCUCCACAACCUCUGUCGAGGGAGUCUCUCCCCGUGCCUGCCACACUUGGCGAAGCGAAGCAGAAGGCCCAGCAGGGUGACCAGACGAGCGACAGCAGCAGCCGACCGUGUUCUGCAGUAGGAAACGGAACGGCGGCCAACGCAGCUGUCGCCACCGCUACCGACGGUGUGGGUGCCCGCUCUGCGCCUCCGCCGCCGCCGCCUUUCUUCUCCAUCGUUGAGGCUGCCGCGGAGUCACGCGCGUCGCGCUCGGUGGAGAAGGCAGCGGAAAAGGGCCGCGGUAAUCAUCAACGAGACGAGCGUCGCGAACACCUCAGCCGUCACUCUCCCUCGCCCUUCUCCUCGGAGGCAUCGCAGUCGCCGAGCAGCAAGCGACGGAAAACGUCGAGUAAGCACAAGACAAAGCACGACGGCGACGACAAGCAUAAGAAGCGGAAGCAUGGCCAUGGGCGUCAUGGCCGUUACAGUCGCAGUGGCACGCGCUCGCUAUCGGGUCAGACCUGUGACACCGCCGCCGCUGAAAUUGACAGUGACAGCGACGUGGACAGCAAUCUCACGACAUCGAUAGAGUUCCAGCUGUCUCGGCUGCUACUGCUGCGCGAGGCGGCAGUGUUCACGAAGCCGCCUCUCUCUGCGGCCGUUGACGCGUCAAGGCGAAACACGCGCAAGAAAGACAAGGCAGAUGGAAAGGCAGCAAGAAAGGCUGCUGCAGCGAAGGACGAGCACCACCGCCAUCGCAACCGGAGUUCAAAGGAGAAGAGAAAGAGGUCAUCGAAGAGGGCCGCUAAGCAGCGCAGCAAGUCGCCUGCGGCCACCACCGAGUCGCGGCUCAGCGACGGCGCGGACAGGAAGAAAAAAAAGAGGGAAAAAGCAUACCACUGCUCAACCUCUCCGUCAAAGCCGGGCCCUCUGCCGCCACCGCCCCCGCACCAGCGUUCGCGCGCCUUGUACGGUGAGGAGGCCGCGGCAAGCGCUGCAGCGUCGCUUUCGGACGUGGCCUCCCGCUACCGCCUCGGCGCCCCUGGCUGCAGUCCCCGCGACGACGGCGCCGCUUUCGCAUCGACGCGCCCCUACUUCAGGGUCGGCAGGAUCUACCGCGGAGGUCAGGGAGAGGACGCGGAGGCGCCUUAUGCACAUCAUCGCGCCGCAGCCCACACUGGAGCAGACUCGGAAACCCCGUAUGAACGCUAUCGUCGGCCCUCUCACACCUCGCCACUGCGCGGCCAACGCUCCUACGUGGCACCGACAGCAUCGGGAUGGGCAGACGGUUUUCGCCCAGCCUGCAGACCCGCGCCACGCCCUGCCGCCACCGCCGAGGAUCCCUCCUUGUGGCAUCGCAGCUACAGCAGCGCAAGCCGUCCCUCGACCCGCUGGAAUGACUACGUUCGAGAUGCAGAGCGCGGCGCCGCUGGCAGGUCGUCGUCCUCUCCGUACAUGCGCGCUCAUCACUCCCGGUCCCUUGGUCAGCGACGACGCGGUAGUGACGCUGGCAUCCCUACGGCAGGGGAGUGUGGUCGCGGGAGUAGUGCCGAGGGAGGCUCGCCCAGCUCAGAACAACCGGGCUCCGGCACCUACUCUGCCACCUACGCAAGCCGUCGUCGGCAGACGGAUGAGUUUGACGAUAUCAACGUCGCGCCGAUACGACAGUACUUCAACGACCAUGGCCAAGUCGGCGCCGACGAGCGCGGCGGCGGUGUGCAGUACGGCACCACCUCAGCCUUUGAGCGGCAUCCCAGUCGGUCAGCCGCCUCCAACCGCGCACCGACGGCCCGCCCCUGGCUAUCCAACAACUACGAACGAAGCCGCGCCGUGGCGACACAGAAGCACGCCAACGUGGACGACCUUCUCGUAUCCACUCCGCCGAACGACGGUGAUGAGGGGUGUGUGCCUGACAACGCCAACGACCUCAGCCACGCUCGUCAGCGCCAAAGACGAAGCACACUGGUGCCGCCACUGCCACCGCCACCUUCGCCACCGCAAGCCUCAACAACACCGUCAGCGGCACCGACAGACACGGUGUUUGCUGCCAUCCCACGCUCCGGUGCGCUUCCCAUCCUGUCAGAGCACACCGUAACGGAUGCACAGACAGCGGAGGACUUUGUGCAGGGGGUAAGAGGAAUCAUCAGCUCACUACAGCAGUACAGGAACUCUGUGUGA
Molecule: messenger RNA, 7317 nt
Organism: Leishmania major strain Friedlin
Lineage: Eukaryota; Euglenozoa; Kinetoplastea; Trypanosomatida; Trypanosomatidae
Exons: 1
Coding region: 1-7317 (2438 amino acids)
Source: RefSeq, a predicted model, not a curated record